AUGUCGUCAAAGCAAGAGGAUCAGGUCCAAUCGAAGCAUGGGGAGCCUAUUGAAGAGGGUGACCACGUCUACACCAAGAUCCGUGGCGUCAGACAUGAGGGCAAGGUAGAGAAGAUGGUGACUACCGAGGAUGAGGCCAAGCAGCAGGGGAUAAAGAACCCACCCAAAGUGCUGUUCACAGACCAGAAGGGCAAGCCUGUUGCCCACAACCCAGGGACGUUGGAUAUCGCCGACAAGUGA
Messenger RNA from Diaporthe amygdali, 240 nucleotides. RefSeq lists its product as uncharacterized. The record is from RefSeq and is a predicted model, not a curated record. The transcript is spliced from 3 exons. The coding region runs from base 1 to 240 and encodes 79 amino acids. Lineage: Eukaryota; Fungi; Ascomycota; Sordariomycetes; Diaporthales; Diaporthaceae.